AGAAACCUCGGCCUCCUCUCAUCGUUCCAAAGCCGUCGCCUUCUUGUAUGACUUGUACGUUGCCGCUCUCUUUCUCUCUCCAUUUUCAUGCCACACCCUCUCUCUCUCUCUCUCUCUCUCUCUCUCUCUCAUCCAAAUCACCCAAAAUCUAGCUCUUCUCCCCCUAAUCUCUAGGGCAUAUCAGCCUCUUCCCUCUGCUACACCAACCUCAACAACAGGAUCACAAUUAAUUCAAAUAUCUUCACAAUUUGAUCAAAUUGAAAUUUAGGGUUUCGAUUUUGUUACAGUGUUCAUGUAGCGGUACUCAACCCCUGUGGACCUUUGCAUUUUGUGGGCUUCGGGUUUGAGCCCUUGCGUUUUGUCGAAUUUAGUGGCAAUGGAAGAUGGUAGUGAUGGAGGGUUUGAAGGGAGACAGAUUAAAGUUUAUCAUUACAUACCCAAAUUGAUUGCCGGCGCACUCUCUGGAGCUCUGACCGGAAUCUUCGCUCUCGCUGGGGCUUUCACAGGAUCUAUCACUGGUGCUUUAGCAGGUAGGGCUUCUGAUAGUGGUGUCCUCCGGGGAGCUGGACUAGGUGCCAUUGCUGGGGCUGUUCUCUCUGUAGAAGUUUUGGAGGCGUCGCGUGCUUACUGGUGUUCUGAACGCUCAGGCAUGCGGAGUUCAUCAUCCAUGGCAGAUUUCAUAGAGGAGCUUCUCCGUGGUAGAUUCGUAGAGGAACAAUUUCCACCAGCAAUUUUAACAGCUUACCAUUGGCAGGUGAGUAUUGCCGACAUAGGCUAUGAUGAGUUAUAUGAUGCCACUGGUGAAGUCCCAUGCAGGGGGUUGUCUGGAGAAUCAUUGAAAAAAUUACCAUGCCAUAUUAUCUUGGAUGAAGUGGCAGCAGCACAAAGCAUAUGCUGCACAAUAUGUUUGCAGGAUAUUGAAGGUGGGGAGAUUGCAAGGAGCUUGCCCCGAUGCCAGCACACAUUCCACUUGAGUUGUGUGGACAAGUGGCUCAUCCGACAUGGCUCAUGCCCUGUAUGCAGACAAGACGUGUAAAUUGCGUGUAAGCUAUAGUUGUACAGAAAGAGAGAGGAAAAAAAAAAAAAAAAGGCCGUUGAGAUUAAGACCCUUUGCCCUUGUAUUUAUAAUUUAUAUGUAUUUUGUUGUAGCAUCUAGUGUUUCCAAAGCAAAUUAUCAUGGUGGAGAUCUAUGCCUUGAAAGGCAAUCAUCAAUAAGAACAAAUUUAUCAACCAACAGGGCAUGACAGCUUCUGAGCACCCGCUGUGUGAGGCAAUUGGGGAACUUUGUUGUAUCAUAAUGUAUUAUAAAAUAAUCUUUUGAAAUAUAUCUUUUCUUGCACAGUCCAAUAUGUAGCUUAUGAUUUGAAUAAUGGUAAUGGAUGCUUAUAUUUA
Messenger RNA from Camellia sinensis, 1392 nucleotides. RefSeq names its product RING/U-box superfamily protein. The record is from RefSeq and is a predicted model, not a curated record. Lineage: Eukaryota; Viridiplantae; Streptophyta; Magnoliopsida; Ericales; Theaceae.